UUAAAGAAUUUUCAGUCGGAAACUUUCUCACUUCUCAUAACCCAACACACACACACAACCCACCAAACCAAACAAAAUUUUCCUUUCCUGUCUCUCUUUCUAUGGACUUUCAUCUGAAGCAAUGGAGAGGCCAGCAGCAGCAGGGGAAGUCAGAUGUUACAGAACCAAACCACCAACAGCAGCAAUCCUCUGCUGUUUCCUCUACUUGUGCUGCUGCUAAAGCUCCCAAGAUACCAAAACUCGUCUUUGAAUCAUCCUAUCCAUAUUCUCAGUCUUCUUUCUCUAAUUCCACUUCUGCUGCUGGGUCUGCUACAACCACACUGCCCCUGUUUGUACCUGAAGAAGAAGGAAGGAGAGGAGGAGGAGGAGGAGGCCAGCAGCAAGAAGAAGAACAAGAACAAGAACAAGGCGGAGCUGGUCAUCAUCCUUUCACCAAACUCACCAACCUGUCAUCAGCAUUCCCUUCUUCAGAUCAUCACUCAGCUCCGUCCAGGCUUCCCAGGGACAACAGCAGCAACAUGGGGAGUUAUUUCAGCUGGGCACAGUGGCAGGAGCUGGAGCUGCAGGCGUUGAUAUACAGGUACAUGAUGGCAGGGGCCACCGUGCCUCCCGAGCUGCUUCAGCCCAUCAAGAAGAGCCUCCUCCUCCAUUCUUCCCCUUACUUCCUUCACUCCCACUUCCCUCCUCCUCAGUACCCUCCUUCUGCUGCCUUGUUGCACUCAGGGUACUGGGGAAGAGCGGCCAUGGAUCCGGAACCGGGCCGGUGCCGGAGGACUGACGGUAAGAAGUGGCGGUGCUCGAGAGACGUGGUGGCCGGUCAGAAGUACUGCGAGCGCCACAUGCACCGCGGCCGCAACCGUUCAAGAAAGCCUGUGGAAAUCCCCACCACUGCCACCUCCGCCACGGCCAACUCCACCGGUGACAUUUUCAAGACCACCUGCCCCAUCACGUCAGCAGGCGGCACCACUCUCUCGGCCAUGACCGGCGGCGGAGGGAGCCAUUUCUCUCUAUCAGGGUUUUCACCCUCAUCAUCCAUUGAUAUCUUCCACCUGAAUCAGAGUUACUCGUCGGAGGUGAAGCCUGAGAGCAGAGGUGGAGGGUUGUUUGGAGCCGAGAACCCGGCGGACAGCAGACCCGACGGGCACGUCCUGCGCCACUUCUUUGAUGACUGGCCCCGGUCACUCCAGGAGUCCGAUAAUACUGGUGGGACUGAUAACUCGUCCACUUGCCUAUCGAUAUCCGAUGUGUCCCUGAAGCUUUCCACCGGCAAUGGUGAUGAACCUAGUAGGAAUCCCGACCGUGAUCAUCAUCCGCCUAUGAGUACCUGGGCUGCAGGGUGGGGCUCGAAUCAUGUGGCGCCCAUGGGCGGGCCACUCGCUGAGGCACUGAGAUCGUCAUUGAAUGCUACCCACUCCUCCCCUACGAGCGUCCUACACCACUUGCCCCGAGGGUCGGCCUCAGAGGCCAGCUUUGUUAGUACCUGACGAUAUUGCCGUGCCUGGUUGACUGAUCCACAACCUGCUUUCUAUUUUCAUUUUAUAAAACCGCGGCGUCCUGUUUGUGCAAGCUGUCAAUUUAAAUUUCUGUGAUGAUAUUUUGUAUAAAUUCUGCCUGGUCGCAUCUCCGGUUAUUUUAAU
Messenger RNA from Punica granatum (pomegranate), 1637 nucleotides. The record is from RefSeq and is a predicted model, not a curated record. NCBI's taxonomy places the organism in Eukaryota, Viridiplantae, Streptophyta, Magnoliopsida, Myrtales, Lythraceae.